This is a messenger RNA of Pogona vitticeps (central bearded dragon), 2980 nucleotides long. RefSeq names its product RNA polymerase II associated protein 2 (gene RPAP2). The record is from RefSeq and is a predicted model, not a curated record. Gene Ontology annotation, molecular function: RNA polymerase II CTD heptapeptide repeat phosphatase activity; RNA polymerase core enzyme binding. Lineage: Eukaryota; Metazoa; Chordata; Lepidosauria; Squamata; Agamidae. Gene Ontology annotation, cellular component: cytoplasm; nucleus.
CGCCUUACCCCCGCAGCCUCAUGACUCCCUCCGGCCCCCGCCCCCUCGGCCGCCGCUCCGCCUCCCCGCAGACGGGUGAGAGGUCAGAGACGACAGGAUGAUGGCGGAAGAGAAAGCGCCAGGCGGCGGCAGCAAGACCAGAAAUCCCCGCAGACGCCCAGGAAAUAAGCAGUCCACUUUGAAAAAUGAAGAUGCUGCACAAAGGAAAGCAGCUCUUGAAGCUGCUAUCAGAAAGAAGAUAGAGUGUGAGCGAAAAGCCUUGCAAGUCGUUGAAUGCCUCUUGGAAGAUGGUAUCACCGAAGACUUCCUCUUAGAUUGUGGGAAGCUCAUAACACCUGCUCACUAUAAGGAUGUUGUGGAAGAGCGAUCCAUCAUCAAAUUGUGUGGCUACCCCAUAUGUCAAAAUAGGCUACAGAAUGUUCUAAAACAAAGGUACCAAAUUUCUACAAAAACGAACAAGGUUUAUGACAUCACAGAAAGAAAAUGUUUUUGCAGCAACUUCUGUUACAGAGCAUCCAAAUACUUUGAAAAUCAGAUAUCCCCAAGUCCAGUCUGGCUCCGAGAUGAAGAAAGGCCACCAGACAUUGAAUUACUACAACAGGGGGCAAGGGGCCACUCUGGGAAGGAAGUCAAAUUAGUUGAUGAAGACAUUAAACCUUUAGACAUCGAAAAUCCUGUCCCCGAAGCCACCCUAAGUGACUCUGGAUCAGAUAGUGAGAGCAGCAGUGAUGCUGAGCAAGAAUUUGUUUCAUCCGUCCUGCAAGAGAACCUGCCAAAGGUAGGAAAGGGUGUUUCACUGGCGUCCCAAAAGAGCAAACUGAAAAAAAGCCCUGCUGGGAAGGCCCGCCCCAAGCCUGUCGCGACGGAAGAUGCAGUUAAUGGGGCAGCAGAGCAGCUCAGCAGGUGCCAUUUGGAGGCCCUAGAAAAGAACCCCACGGUUCCUGAUAACCCUGAAGCCGAAAGAACCCACAGUUCUAGUCAGAGUCUAAUUUCGAACACUGUACAGGCUUCAGAAGGCUCACAGCUGGUUUUCCUUGGGGUGAGUCACAAAGGGGCAGAACACCUGAAGAGGUUGCUUGCGAAAUCCAAACACCCUGUCCAACAAGAGUCAAGAGGUCAGGGAGACCCUCUUGUGGCCAAAGGGAGUUUGUUGGAAGGUCUCAGGCAAACGUUUGCUGAAUGGAGGACUGAAGAGACAUUGAGACUUCUCUAUGGUUCCAGCUUCUCGAGUGCCCAUGUAUCCCAGCAGAUCUCGCCCGCCAGUUGUGAGAAAGAAGACCUUGAUGAGGAUGAUUUGGACGGUGCUGAUCUACUGAAGGCUGCUGCUUUUGAAGAGGACUCUUUCAACAGCUUCGACCCGCCUUCGCCUUUCAAGGGCUCCAGUACAGCAGCCAAACCUUUACCGAGUUAUGAAAAAUUGAAAGAAGAGACAUCACAGAUGAAAUUAAAGGUGAGGGAAUUUUAUCAAGGAAAGUUCACCUCAGCUGAAGAAGAUUUGGCGGCCCAAUCUGAAAAGGAACAGCGCCAUAGCAGCACUGAAGAUGAUCAGCAGUGGAUUCCUGUUUUGCCACUUGUCGAUUCCAGUGCUCAACAGCAGAUUCGGACACGGAUAGUGCUUGAAAAACUGCAAAAGGUGUUGCCUGUUGUAUUGGGCCCUCUUCGGAUUCCUCUUGGUGAUGUUUAUAGUGAAAUGAAAAACCUGGUUAAAACAUUUAGGCUAACGAAUACAAAUAUUAUUCACAAAACUCCAGUAUGGACUUUAAUUGCUAUUGUGUUGCUGUCUGUGCUGUCAGAAAAUAUUCCUAUGUUUGCAAGUUGCCAGCAAAAUCGAGGAUAUACACAGUUUCUUGCUACUUUACUUGAAGAAUUACAUUUCAAACAUGAAGACUUUGAAAGUUUAACAGGAAUAUUUAAAAGAGAUUAUCUUCUUUACUGAGAAAGAUGAUCAUCUUGAGCUUUUGCCCCUUGGCCAGAAAUGCAAUCAAGACUGAAAGAACAUUGUUGGUGGCCAGACAAUUUAGUGUCAACGCAUCAGUACUUUACAUGGAUGUGGGGUGGGGAAAAUAAAACCUCACUGAGCUAUCAUCCAUCUACAUUCUGUGAACAAGUGCUGUGAAAGUAUUCUGGUUGACAGGUGGUUAUUGUUCCACUCCUGUUUUUAUCAAGCCGAAGUUAAGUUCUGUUAUAGUUGAAAGAAGCAUUUAUACUACUCUAAGAAUAUUACAGGUUUUGUUGUUUCUCAUGUCAUUGAACCAUGCCAGUUUGAAAACAUGGAGCACAUUUCCAGAUAUUUGUGCCGUUUCAGUAAGUUGCACUAAUAGGGAAUACCAAAGACAUGUGAGUGCAUGCAUCUCUUUGGUUUCUCACAAGAAUAUUACAUUCAAUGUUUGUGCAAAUGCAAAGGAAAAUUUUAAUCAGUUCUUUGAUUAUUUCCUCCAUGCCCCCCCUCCCAAAAGUAACAAGUUCCUUGGGAUGCCUUUUUGGUUUUUUUAAUAUAAAGUUAACAUAGGGAACAUAAAAAUUUCAGUAAUCACAAAAUAAUAGCGUAUCUGGAUGGUUGAGAACUUUUCAGUGAAUGAAACGGUUGAAUACUUUGUAGCCCAUCAGCCCUUGUAACUCAGUGUUGCUUUAUGACAGUAUUCAGUUAAUACACAGUUCUUCCUUAGUUCAUAGCAGUGCCAAUUCUUGCUUUGCCUCUUCGGCAACCAAAAAAUUAUGUUCCACCUAAUGGGAUCAUGAAGCCAGAAGGAAUCUGGAGAUCUUCUGGUCCACCCCCUUGUUCAGUGAAGCUUUGAGACACAGGUUGCAACUUUUUAUUUUUACAUUUCCUGUCAGCAUGAUUUUUUUUCAGGUUUAUUUUAUGCUCACUCUUUAGUUCUUAGUCUCUUGAAAACAUUUGAGCUUGUUUAUAAAAUGAGAAUGCCUGGUCAUCUUUAAGAAAAUAAGUUUGUCCUUGAAAUAAAAUCCUUCUCUAACAAUA